Molecule: messenger RNA, 2852 nt
Organism: Diospyros lotus (date-plum)
Lineage: Eukaryota; Viridiplantae; Streptophyta; Magnoliopsida; Ericales; Ebenaceae
Exons: 5
Coding region: 910-2085 (391 amino acids)
Source: RefSeq, a predicted model, not a curated record
AGGCAGGCAGGCAGGCGGCCAUAUCCAUCCAUCCAUCCAUCUCUUGAGCUGUGCAAGAUUCACAUGGACUGACUGCCAUCGGGCGCAGACAACGUACGCUGCUUUCGGUUCUUUGGCCAAUUCCCUCCCGACAAAACCCUCACCCGUCAUCACUGUCCCUCGCCCUCCCUGGCCUGGCAUUUCGCCCAACACCCUAUGAGCAUCAUCACCCAGCACUCCCAACCCAACAUCUAGCUUAAUUUUCCCUUGCAGUCUGUGAAUAAUGAACUUCAUGACAUGAGAUUAUUAUAUGUGUGAAGCCGUGUUCGUAUGAUCGAUCCAUCGGCAAGCUCCGGUGUCCGGUCGUUGAUCUGUCCAAGGUGAGGUUUCUCAGAGCCCGACUGACUCGCUGUUCGCCACACAUUAAGAUUUGAGUGAUCCGCUCCCAUUGUCGUUUUUGUUUCGGGAUAGCCUUUCGAGCGUGAGGUUUGAUUUUUACUAGUACAAACGUACAACUACAACGCAUGUCUUCGAAAAAGACGGGGGCUUCCAGUUCGUAUUUUCUGUGGAAGUUUGUCGAUUUUCUGGCUAUUUAAUGGUUGAUUUGAUUUUGAACUUUGGCUGUACCUGACCCUCUGAAUCGUUUGAGCGGUCCGGAUCGAAACACAUCUCCUUUACUGCUGGACGACCAUCCACCGUGCCCGGGGUUGAUUAUUGGGGAAUAAAAUUUUGAAUUUUGAGGAGCUAAUUAAGUAGAGAUUUACCUUGGAAAGCCAGGAGUGCAAUAAUACACGAUCGGUUUCUCAGAAGGAUUCUUUCAGACACCAAUUUUCUUUAAAAGCCCUAAUCUUUAUAGGAAACAAAUUGGGUUGCAGACAGUUUGGGCAAUCCGGGGGCGGUGUGGCCUGCUCUUUCCAGCAAUUCAGAGGCAUGAGGAAACAUUCUUUGUUGUCCCACAAUUCAGGUACGUUUACAAGCCCUGGAACACCUGAAUACCGGGAUGGCACCAUGGGUGCAAUUCAGAAGGGAUGGAGUUCAGAACGAGUGCCACUGCCGUCAAACGGCAACAGGAGGCACAUGAGUGCUGCUGUGUUGAUGCCGUUCAAUAGUGGAAGGACUUUGCCUUCAAAAUGGGAUGAUGCAGAGAGGUGGAUAACCAGCCCAAUUUCAGGAUUUGGUGUUACCAAGACUUUGCUUGCACAGCCUCAGAGACGACCCAAGUCGAAGAGUGGUCCACUGGGUGCUCCUGGUGCUGGAUGUUUUUCGAACUAUUCCCCUGCCAUGCCAGUGUUGCAAGGAGGAAGUGUUAGGGAUUUCAUAGUGGGUUCACCAUUCACUACUGGAGUACUAAAACCAGAUGGUUUAUCAAUUCAUUAUUAUGGCCAGCAUGGUUCGCAACCUAAUCCUGUGCAUACUGAGAAUAUCAUGGCACAAGCGACCAGUUUACCUGGAUGGUCAGACAUGUUAAGUGAGUAUUCUUUGCCCAGCUCUGGAGAUGAGAAGCUUGACGGUGCCAAGGAUGCUGAUGCAACAGUAUCUCGUGUUGUUUCACGACGGGAUAUGGCAACCCAGAUGAGUCCUGGGGAUAGCAUCCACUCUUCUCCCAGUACCUCUCCUCCCCCAAUUCUCCCCAUUGUGGACCUAGUCAACAACCAUUCGCCAAAGAUGGAAAUCAGGGAUGUGCAGGUAGACAAAAGUUUCACUAUGACAAGGCAUUCCAAAAAUCAUGGAGUGAGGAAAACAAACCACAGCUCACCAGAUCUCAAGCAUUUAGCAUCAUCCUGGGAUACUGGAGAGGCAGCAAAAAAUAUGUCAAAGCAACAAAGAGAGGAAGCCAGGAUUACUGCAUGGGAGAACUUACAAAAGGCAAGAGCUGAGGCAGCAAUUAGAAAACUCGAGAUGAAGCUGGAAAAAAGGAGAUCGGCCUCUAUGGAUAAAAUCUUGAACAAGCUAAGAGUUGCUGAGACGAAAGCCCAGGAGAUGAGAAACUCUAUGGCAGAAAGAUGCGAGGAUCCAGCACCUAGGUCUUCACAUAAAAUUAUAUCAUUCUGGAAUUUUCUCAAAAUGGGUUCUCUAAAAGGUUGCUUUAUCCGCCAUGCAUCUUAAUCCUAUGCAUAUUCUCCUUGAGACAAGGUGUAUGCUGGAGUAGCAAUUCUACACCGCCAAGUCUUCUUGCAGUAUUUCAGGCACAAAACCAGUACAUAGCCCCCUGGUUAGUAUUUCUAUAUCUGAGCACAGGGUCUGAUUGUUUGGUUGGGAGGGGACAUAAAACGCAGAGUAAAUAUGCACGCAGCUGCUAUUUGGAUGAUAUCAGGACUUCAAACACAACACUCCCAUGGAGGCUGGAAUUAUCCCUCCCACCAACUCAAAACGGCACAAUCCUCUCAGGCAAGCAGGGUGACAGCAAGGGCUUCUUUGCAUAAAGAGCUAGAGAUCAGUAGAUAGGGCACACGUUUGUAUAGCCUUGUCCCUGUAUCAGAGCGGAAUAUCCUAUUAUUGGAGUAUAUUUAUUUUGGGUACAAUUAUUGGAGAUUUUUGUAACAUGAAUAUUUCUCCUUUUUGUCUCGAGAUUUGGCUUGUCGCCUAGGUUGAAAUGCUGUGAUGCAUGUCAUGCUCAACAGGUAUUCUGCUUGUUCAUUCCAUUAUACUGUGCCCUUGCUAAGAUUAGUUCUACAGUACUGAAUAGGGGGCAAAGAACCUAAAACUCCAUUACGCUUUGGGCUGAAGAAUGAAUUCAUAACUUGUUUGCUUGACAACAAAUAGCAAUCAUAUUAUCAAAGAAACUGAACCGUUUCAGAACGGUCAAAUUGGUGGCCUGCCGUACGUAUAGCGUGGUUCAACCCAAAAAGGAUAAAAAAAAAAAAAAAAAAGAA